UUUUAAUCCCUGCGCUCUCCUGUCAGUCCUUACUUAUCUGGCACUGCUCCUCGAGCUUCCCUCCUCUCUUGUCGCCGAUCCACGGUAACGCUCCUCCAGCCAUUGCUCGUUUAGGCUCCAUUAGAGCUCGGUUGAUCUUCUCUCUUGAUCUUUGAUCUCUUGCCAGGCGGAUGAAGGUGGAAUUGAUCGGUUUUGAAGGGAUUGAGGUGGGGUUUUGAGGUUUUAAGGUUUGGAUCGAUGAAUACUGGGGGGAGGUUGGUUGCUGGAUCUAGGAACCGGAAUGAGUUCGUUGUCAUCAAUGCGGAUGAGUUUGGCCGGCCAAAGCCUUUGCAAGAGGUGGUUUUGCAGAAUUGCCAGAUCUGUGAUGAUGUUAUUGAGCUAAUAUUCAAUGAGACAACCAAUGAGAAAGAGUUGUUUGUGGCCUGCAAUGAGUGUGCAUUUCCAGUGUGCAGAACUUGCUAUGAGUAUGAGAGAAGAGAAGGCACUCAAGCCUGUCCACAGUGCAAGACCCGAUAUAAGCGCCACAAAGGCAGUCCUAGAGUGGAGGGUGAUGAGGAUGAAGAUGCGGCUGAUGAUUUGGAUAAAGAAUUCAGCUUUAAUAAUCCUAAUUGGCAUGAAUCAUCUGACGCCAAGAUUACUGCCCAUUCUGGUCAAGGAUAUGGUUUUUUCAGCAUGUCUGGUGUUGCCACUUCUAGUCUAUGGCAACCUGGCUCCAGUAUCAACCCAGAUGUUCCUCUCCUUACCUAUGGUGAAGAGGUUGAUGGUAUAUCUCCUGAUCACCAUGCUCUCGUCGUCCCUGCAUAUGUUGGUUUUGGAGGGAAGUCUCAUUCAGUGUCUCCUCAGGGCUCAUCUUUUUCCUUACAACCUAGAGCGAUAAACCCUGACAAGGACAUAGCAGUAUAUGGCUAUGGCACCGUGGCAUGGAAGGAUCGUAUUGCUGAGUGGAAGAAAAAACAGCUUGAUGAUGUUCAAAAGGCUCAACUUGAAAAUGGAUAUGGUGUUGGUCCAAGUGGAGAUGGGCCUGAUGAUUCUGAUCUGCCAAUGACGGACGAGAGCAGGCAGCCACUAUCAAGGAAGCUACCCAUUUCUUCCAAUCAGAUAAAUCCUUAUCGGAUAAUAAUCAUACUUAGGCUCGUGGUGCUUGGCUUCUUUUUCCACUAUAGAAUUUUACAUCCGGUUCCAGAUGCUUAUGGUUUGUGGCUGACAUCAGUUAUAUGUGAAAUAUGGUUUGCUAUAUCAUGGGUUUUGGAUCAAUUCCCAAAAUGGUACCCAAUAGAGCGAGAAACUUACUUGGACCGUUUGUCAUUGAGGUAUGAGAAAGAUGGGAAGCCCUCUGAGUUGGCGGAUAUUGAUAUAUUCGUUAGCACAGUUGAUCCUAUGAAAGAACCUCCACUGAUCACUGCAAAUACAGUUUUAUCCAUUCUUGCAGUGGAUUAUCCUGUCAAUAAAGUUUCAUGCUAUGUCUCAGAUGAUGGUGCUGCUAUGCUUACAUUUGAAGCACUCUCUGAAACUUCUGUAUUUGCUAAAAAGUGGGUCCCAUUCUGCAAAAAGUUCAACAUUGAGCCUCGUGCUCCUGAAUGGUAUUUUGCUCAGAAAAUCGACUAUCUUAAAGACAAAGUUCAUCCUGACUUUGUGAAAGAACGACGUGCAAUGAAGAGGGAAUAUGAGCAAUUUAAGGUUCGGAUUAAUGCGUUGGUAGCCAUGGCUCAGAAGGUUCCAGAAGAAGGGUGGACAAUGCAGGAUGGAGCUCCAUGGCCUGGAAAUAAUGUCAGGGACCAUCCAGGAAUGAUUCAGGUCUUUCUAGGUCAUAAUGAUACCUUGGAUGAGGAUGGCUAUCGCAUGCCUCGUCUUAUUUAUGUUUCCCGAGAAAAAAGACCAGGAUUUAAUCAUCACAAGAAAGCGGGUGCCAUGAAUGCACUGGUGAGGGUCUCAGCAGUUAUAUCAAAUGCUCCCUACAUACUUAAUGUUGAUUGUGACCAUUAUAUAAAUAACAGCAAAGCACUUAGAGAAGCCAUGUGCUUUAUGAUGGAUCCAAUUUCAGGGAAAAAGGUUUGUUAUGUACAGUUUCCUCAGAGAUUUGAUGGAAUUGAUCUGCACGACAGAUAUUCAAAUCGGAAUGUUGUUUUCUUUGAUAUCAACAUGAAAGGUCUUGAUGGGAUACAAGGGCCGAUUUAUGUUGGCACUGGAUGCGUUUUCAGGAGACAAGCUCUAUAUGGUUUUGAUGCUCCUGUCAAGGAGAAGCCGCCUGGAAAGACUUGCAACUGUUGGCCGAAAUGGUGUUGCUUGUGUUGUGGAGGUAAAAGGAAAAAUAGGAAGGGAAAGUUGAAGCAAGAUAAGAAGAAGAGAAAGAAGUCGAAGCAACGAGAGGCAUCUACUCAAGUGCAUGCACUUGAGAGAAUUGAUGAAGGAUGUGAAACUGAGGAGUCAUCAUUUGUGCCGAGGCAAAAGCUUGAGAAGAAAUUUGGGCAAUCACCGGUAUUUGUUGCUUCGACUCUUCAGGAGAAUGGUGGACUUGGUCAGGGUGUUAGCUUUGCUUCAUGCUUGGGUGAAGCCAUGCAUGUCAUUAGCUGUGGCUAUGAAGAUAAAACCGAGUGGGGUAAAGAGGUUGGUUGGAUUUAUGGGUCUGUCACUGAGGAUAUAUUGACUGGCUUCAAGAUGCACUGCCAUGGCUGGCGGUCUGUUUACUGCAUUCCCAGAAGACCGGCGUUCAAAGGAUCUGCUCCAAUCAACCUGUCAGACCGUCUUCAUCAAGUUUUACGGUGGGCUCUUGGAUCUGUUGAAAUUUUUCUAAGCAAGCAUUGCCCAAUUUGGUAUGGAUAUGGUGGUGGUUUGAAAUGGUUGGAGAGAUUUUCCUACAUAAAUUCAGUCGUCUAUCCAUGGACGUCUAUUCCAUUGAUUGUGUACUGCACCUUGCCAGCAAUCUGCCUGCUCACUGGGAACUUUAUCAUUCCAGAGAUCAGCAACUAUGCAAGCAUAGUAUUCAUGGCUCUCUUCUUAUCUAUUGCGGCAACUGGCAUUCUUGAGAUGCAAUGGGGCCAUGUAGGCAUAGAUGAUUGGUGGCGGAACGAGCAAUUCUGGGUGAUCGGUGGUGUCUCAUCUCAUUUCUUCGCCCUUUUACAAGGCCUGCUUAAGGUUAUUGCUGGAGUGGAGACCAACUUCACUGUCACAUCUAAAGGCGGUGAUGAUGGAGAUUUCUCAGAGCUUUACAUAUUCAAAUGGACAUCCUUGUUAAUUCCUCCGAUCACACUGCUUGUACUUAACAUCAUUGGGGUCAUAGCCGGAGUAUCUAAUGCCAUCAACAACGGUUACGAGUCAUGGGGCCCCUUAUUUGGCAAACUCUUCUUUGCCGUAUGGGUCAUACUUCAUCUCUAUCCAUUCCUCAAAGGAUUGAUGGGGAAACAAGACAAGGUCCCGACGAUCAUUGUUGUUUGGUCGAUACUUCUUGCUUCAAUAUUUUCACUCCUAUGGGUUCGGGUGAACCCAUUCAUCGCCAAAUCAGACGGCCCUAUUCUUGAAGUUUGUGGAUUGGAUUGUGAUUGAGCUCCAGAUGGAGUUACUCCAUUUUUAACAUAUUCAGGCUUUACAUAAAGAGUGCUCUAACCUCCGCCGAGGCCACUCAUGUUAUUCUUUAGAUGAGAGCCGAGGAACAACAAUGAAACAAGAAAAAAGGUGGAAAAUUUUUGGUUGUUGUCUGUGUAGAUAUAAGGGAUGAAAGCUGACUUAUUUUGUUUUCGAUUUCGGAAUGUCAUUGAUUAUUUUUUCAAAUACUCACUGGUUUUUGUCAGUGUUUCGGACUUGUGUAAACUGAAGGGAGAUUUUUUGGGGUUUGAGGUAGACUUAAUUUGACACUGCUUAUAAUUUAUUCCCCUUUUCAGUAAGGGAUGUUAUAUUUUAACUGGUACUUAAAUAUUUGUAUUUUGUGGGA
Messenger RNA from Dioscorea cayenensis subsp. rotundata (Guinea yam), 3925 nucleotides. Its product is annotated as cellulose synthase A catalytic subunit 5 [UDP-forming]-like. Lineage: Eukaryota; Viridiplantae; Streptophyta; Magnoliopsida; Dioscoreales; Dioscoreaceae. Gene Ontology annotation, molecular function: cellulose synthase (UDP-forming) activity. Bases 238 to 3540 code for a protein of 1100 amino acids. Gene Ontology annotation, biological process: plant-type primary cell wall biogenesis; cellulose biosynthetic process. Gene Ontology annotation, cellular component: trans-Golgi network; plasma membrane. The record is from RefSeq and is a predicted model, not a curated record. The transcript has 14 exons.